Molecule: messenger RNA, 1945 nt
Organism: Phyllopteryx taeniolatus (common seadragon)
Lineage: Eukaryota; Metazoa; Chordata; Actinopteri; Syngnathiformes; Syngnathidae
Gene: slc25a21
Product: solute carrier family 25 member 21
Exons: 9
Coding region: 147-1172 (341 amino acids)
Source: RefSeq, a predicted model, not a curated record
CCACAACACGAGAGGCGUUCUGCGAGUAAAUCCACGGGAACGCACAUCACGCCCCCCGAGCUCGGAGUACCUCGUGCGCGUGUGUGUGAGAAUCGGAGCCUGGCGAAGAUCCACGCGAGGCGACAACGUCCACGACUCAGGCCACAAUGAUGAAGACGACAAGCCCCAAACCGCGCGGCAUCGUCCGGGAAGCCAGCCACCAGAUUAUCGCCGGCGGCUCCGCAGGUCUGGUGGAGAUCUGCUUGAUGCAUCCUCUCGACGUGGUGAAGACGAGGUUCCAGAUCCAGAGGGGAACCAGCGACCCCAACAGCUACAAGAGCCUGGGCGACUGCUUUCGCACCAUUUUCCGCAACGAAGGAAUCUUCGGCUUCUACAAGGGAAUUUUGCCGCCCAUCCUGGCCGAGACGCCCAAGAGGGCCGUCAAGUUUUUCACCUUCGAGCAGUACAAGAAGCUCCUGAAUUUGACCCCUUUGUCUCCGGGCCUGGCGCUGUCGGCAGCAGGACUCGGCGCAGGCUUGACCGAGGCCGUCGUGGUCAAUCCGUUCGAGGUGGUCAAAGUCAGUCUCCAGGCCAACAGGGACUCCUUCAAACAGCAACCGUCCUCGUUCGCUCAGGCGAGACGCAUCAUCGGGACGGACGGCUUCGGACUGAAGGGUCUGAACAAGGGGCUGACGUCCACCCUGGGACGCCACGGAGUCUUCAACAUGAUCUACUUCGGCUUCUACUUCAACGUCAAGGAUGCUAUCCCCGCUAGCCCGGGGUCGCCACAGCGCGUCAUCCUUUUCCAUGUAGGCCUAUCUCCUGCAUCCUCCUCUGGAACACCAACUGCCCUCAUGUCUUCCCUCACGACGUCCAUCAACCUUCUCUUUGGUCUUCCUCUCGCUCUCUUGCCUGGCAGCUCCAUCCUCAUCGUCCUUCUACCAAUAUACUCACUAUUUCUCCUCUGGACGUGCCCAAACCAUCGAAGUCUGCUCUCUCUAACUUGGUCGCCAAAACAUCGAACCUCGGCUGUCCCCCUGAUGAGCUCAUUUCUAAUUUUAUCCAACCUGGUCACUCCGAGAGCGAACCUCAACAUCUUCAUUUCCGCCACCUCCAACUCUGCUUCCUGUUGUCUCUUCCGUGCCACUGUCUCUAAUCCGUCCAUCAUGGCUGGCCUCACCACUGUUUUAUGAACUUUGCCCUUCAUCCUAGCAGAGACUCUUCUGUCCCAUAACACACCUGACACCUUCCUCCACCCGUUCCUACCUGCUUGGACCCGUUGCUUCACUUCCUGACCACACUCACCAUUGCUCUGGACGGUUGACCCCAAGUAUUUCAAGUCCUCCACCCUUGCUAUCUCUUCUCCCUGUAGCCUCACGCUUCCCCCACCACCCCUCUCAGUCAUGCACAUAUAUUCUGUUUUACUUCGGCUAAUCUUCAUUCCUCUGCUUUCCAGUGCAUGCCUCCAUCUUUCAAACUGUUCCUCCACCUACUCCCUGCUUUCACUGCAGAUCACAAUGUCAUCUGCAAACAUCAUGGUCCAAAGGGAUUCCAGUCUAACCUCAUCUCUCAGCCUAUCCAUCACCACUGCAAACAGGAACAGGCUCAGGGCUGAUCCCUGAUGCAGUCCCGCCUCCACCUACGCGCUAGAAUUCUAUUGAACAAACUCCACAGCCACCUCUCCUAGAUGCUUCCAUACCUCCACAGGAAUGUCAUCAGUCUUUCCAUUUUUCAUCCUCUUUAAUGCCUUUCUAACUUCACCCUUACUAAUCAUUGCCACUUCCUGGUCCACCACACUUGCCUCUUCGACUCUCCCUUCUCUCUCAUUUUCCUCAUUCAUCAACUCCUCGAAGUAUUCUUUCCAUCUAUGUUGCACACUACUGGCACCAGUCAACAUAUUUCCAUCUCUAUCCUUAAUCACCCUAACCUGCUGCACAUCCUUCCCAUCUCUAUCCCUCUGUCUGGC